Closterium sp. Yama58-4 is the source of this 3918-nucleotide messenger RNA. Lineage: Eukaryota; Viridiplantae; Streptophyta; Zygnematophyceae; Desmidiales; Closteriaceae. The record is from the annotation of a GenBank genome assembly.
AUGACGCUGUUAUUGCACGCUACUCUUCCCCUGCCACUGCAGCCCUUAGCUGCCUCUUCCUACCCUUCCUGUGCUACCCGUGGCACCCCUCGCACGCCCUUCUUUGAGGGGUGCUCCCCCUCCCCCCUUGCCCCCUCUGUUGCCUCUGCCGCUGCUGUCGACUUCCUGGGUACUGAGGAGGUCGGGGCUGCUUCUGCUCCUAGUGGGAAGCGCCGCAGUGGCAAGGGCAAGGGCGGCAAGGGUGGUGGGGGUGGCGGUGGUGGGGGAGGUGGGGGAGGUGGCUGGGGUGGUGGAGGUGGUGGAGGUGGUGGAGGUGGAGGUGGUGGUGGUGGUGGAGCGAGUGGGAGCGUCGGCGGCAGCGGGGGUGGUGGUGGCGGCGGUCGUGGUGGCGGUGGGAGCAGUGGUAGCGGAUCUGGUAGCGGCGGAAGUGGCGGCGGCGGCGGUGGUGAUCACUCUGGAGCUGGUCAGCAGCAGCAGCAGCAGCAGCGUCCGCGUGAGGCCCUCUCACCCCAGCAGCUUCGUGAGUGGCUUGCUCAGCGUGCUGCGUCUAGGGGUGGUGGUAGUGGUCGCUGCUCAUACGUUAUUCGCACUGGUAGUCGCGCUGGUCAAACGUGCGGGAAGUUCCACACCCCGCACCGCUGUUUCUCUCGCCUAGACGACGCCUGGCGUCAGGAGAUGGGCGAUGAUUAUGAGCGGCCCCGCUGGGCUGCACUGCUUAACUCUGGUGUUGAUAUCUUUGCUCUACACUUCAAUACUAUCAUUGCUGGAAUGUAUGCUCUGUCUACUAGUGUUGAGGGUGACUGCUACUUGUGUGCACCGUAUGACCCCAGUAUAGAGGCUGCUGCUCUAGGUGCUAGUGAGUCUGCUCUCUCUGGUACUGCGCCUGCUGAGGCCUCGUACACCUUCACUCUUGACUUAGGUGCUGCACGCUGUUUCUUUCGCGACAGCACCACACUCACACCACUCACUAGAUUGGUUGCAGUUUCACUGGCUGACCCUUCAGGGGGCCCGGAUGUUGCACACUCCUCCACUGUGCUCCCGUGUCCGGCGGUUCCGUCCGGCUCACUGUCAGGUCUCCACCUCCCCUCGUUCUCUAAGAACUUGGUGAGCAACGCUGUCCUCCAGGAUCAGUGGGUUGACACCUUCACUCCUGGAGGCCUGCGUGUGGCGAUCUGUAAUUGCUCCACGAUGGGCCGUCACCUUGCCACGUUCACACGUGAGCCUGGGUCCAGUCUGUACACCCUCACCACAGUGACGCGCUACGCUCCUAGGUCCCCUCAGCUGUCCGCGUCAGCUCAGGUCGCUACCCCUUUUGAGUAUCGCCGCCUGUCACACCAGACUCUCCUCUGGCACCACAGGCUUGGUCACCCCUCCCUGCCUUGCCUUCGUGGCAUGCACUCGCGUCUUCUGGUCUCUGGUCUUCCCAGGUCUCUGCCUUCCCUCCCACCCUCGCCUGCCCCGCCCUGCAUUCCUUGCGUCGAGGGGCGGCAACGCGCCGCUCCUCACUCCUCCUCGUUUCCCCCGACGACUGCUCCCCUGCAGACUCUCCACCUGGACGUGUGGGGCCCAGCCCGCGUCCAGGGAGUGAGCCAGGUGGUGAGUUCUCCUCCGACCUCUUGCGGGGCUUUUGUCGUGGGGUUGGGCAUCCUCCAGUCGUUCACGCUUCCGGGCUCCCUGCAGCAGAAUGGGGUUGCUGAGCGCCGCAUUGGAUUAGUCAUGGAGGUGGCUCGUACCUCCAUGAUCCAUGCGGCUGCUCCCCAUUUUCUGUGGCCGUUUGCGGUCCGAUACGCUGCGCAUCAGCUCAACCUCUGGCCCCGUGUCUCCUUGCCAGAGACCUCGCCCACCCUGCGUUGGACGGGGGAGGUUGGCGAUGCGUCGCAUUUCCGGGUCUGGGGUUCCUGUGCCUUUGUCCGCGAUUCCACCGCGGGCAAGCUCUCCUCUCGCGCCAUUCCCUGUGUCUUCCUUGGCUUUCCCACUGACGCGCCUGGUUGGCAGUUUUACCACCCCACCUCGCGCCGUGUCUUCGCGUCCCAGGACGUCACCUUUGACGAGUCGGUAGACCCUCCUCCCUUAUCUGAGCCUGUUGAGGUCACUGGUGACUCAGGUGCUACUGGGGGUGGUCCUACUCGAGGUACUGCGUCUGGGGGUGCUGAGCCUGGGGGUGCUGAGCCUGGGGGUGUUGAGCCUGGGGGUGCUGAGCCUGGGGGUGCUGAGCCUGGGGGUGAGGAGCCUGGGGGUGCUACGUCUGGGGGUGCUGGGCCUGGGGGUGCUGAGCCUGGGGGUGCUGCUUCUGCGAGAGCUGAGCUAUGCGAGUGGCUCGCUCAGCGCACUCGCCUCCGGCGCGGCACUGCUGGAGGUGAUGGAGCUGGGGACACCGGCACUGGAGGUGCUGGAGCUGGAGGCGCUGGAGCUGGAGGUUCUGGAGCUGGAGACGCUGCCGCUGGAGGUUCUGGAGCUGGGGGUUCAGGAGCUGGAGCCGCUGCCGAUGGAGGCGCUGGAGCUGCUGGAGGUGCUGCUGCUGGAGGUUCUGGCGCUGCUGGAGCUGGUGGUGCGACUGGUGCUGGUGGUGCUGGUCGUUCGAGCACUGCUGGUCCCGAAGGUGCUCGCACUUCGAAUGCUCAAGCUGUCGGCGCUGGUAGUGCUGCGGACCCUGGAGCUGGUGUUUCUGCCCAGCCGCGCCUGUUCUUUGCUCCACCGUCGCCUACGACCCUGCCACCACCUGACUCUGUCCUUUGCCAAGUUCUUACCCUUUCAUCUUCUACUGGCCUUCCGUUAGAGCCUGGCUCCCUACUGCCUGCGCCUUCUCCUUACCCUGCGCAGUCUGAGUCGCCUGCAGAGCAUCGUGAGCCUGCGUCUCGUCCUGCCUCGCCUGUUCGCACUGUCCACACUGGCCGUCGUGUCCCGCGUCCGCGUCCUCCCCCUGUGCCAGGUACUCACACUAUGGCACUUCGUCCUUCCUCUGCUCCUCAGCGCGUCCCUCUGCCGUCUCCUCCUGCGUCCUCUCUUCCUGACGUUCCGGACCCUGAGUCUGACCUGGUUCGUGCUGCUCAACCUACUGUUGUCACUGACCCUUCGUUUGAGUCCGCUGCUGCGUCUGCCUUAGUUGCUGAGCUUGUUGACUUUGCUGCUGCUUGUCGUCUCGACUACGCCGCUAGUCUUGUUGCUGAGUCUGAGUCUGUCUGUCCUCCGUCCGUCGAGGGUGAGUGUGCUCUUGGCACGGACGUCCUUGAGGACAGACAGGAGGACCUUGAGUGUCUUGCGGCCGCUGCGCCUCAUCUCGUGGCCAUGCUGCUUGCCCCUGAGGGAGACCCGAAUGCACUGGACAUCCCGACCCUGCGCUCUUACGCAGAGGCGAUAGAGGGUCCCUACUCCUCUCAGUGGCAGACAGCCAUGGACGCAGAGAUGGCAUCCUGGAAGUCCACAGGCACUUAUGUCGACGAGGUUCCCCCUCCUGGGGCGAACAUUGUCGAUGGCAUGUGGAUUUUCAGGGUGAAGCGGUCGCCGGGUUCUCCGCCUGUCUUCAAGGCUCGUUACGUCGCACGAGGCUUCAGUCAGCGACAAGGAGUUGACUUCUUCCAGACCUUCUCCCCUACCCCGAAGAUGACCACUAUUCGGGGCAGUUUGCAUGAGGAGAUCUCGCUGCGCCGCCCACCUGGCUUCACUGGGUCGUUCUCUCCUGGUACCCAGUGGAGCCUCCGCCGGCCAGUCUACGGUCUCCGUCAGGCACCUCGUGAGUGGCACGACACACUGAGGAUGACACUUGCGGCUCUUGGGUUUGCUCCUUCCACUGCUGACCCGUCGCUGUUUCUGCGCACCGACACCUCGCUGUCGCCGUUCUACAUCCUCGUGUACGUCGACGACUUGGUCUUUGCCACUGCUGACACUGAGGCACUCGCCCUUGUGAAGUCGGAGCUGUAG